UUUGCUUUUGUGCAUUAAAAAGGAAGUAUUCUCAUCUCAAUAUAAAAUGUGCCGAAUCUGUGACUGUGAAACUUCACUCAGUUUGGUUUUUAUUUCCUUUUAGUUUUUGACAUUGCCUCCCAAAUUCAAAUGCUGUACCUGCUUCUGAGCCUGUGCAUGGGGUGGACAGUAGUGAGGAUGAGGAAGUCCCAGAGCAGGCCGCUGCAGUGGGACUCUACGCCUGCGUCCACAGGCAUCGCAGUCUUCAUUGUUGUCACGCAGAGCAUUUUGCUGCUUUGGGAGCAGUUUGAAGACACUAGUCACCAUAGCUCACAUUCGCACCACAGCUUAGCUGGGCUCUUGCUCAUCAUCUUGAGAAUUUGCCUAGCACUGUCGCUGGGCUGUGGACUCUACCAGAUCAUCACCAUGGAGAGGAGCACGCUCAAGAGAGAGUUCUACAUCACGUUUGCCAAAGGCUGCAUCUUGUGGUUCUUAUGCCAGCCAGUGCUUGCCUGCAUUGCUGUCGUUUUAAUGACUACCAAAGAGACAAGUUGGGCAACUAGCGUGGGUGCCCUGCAGCUUCUGUCCUGUGGUCCUCUGAGCAUCCUUUCUGCUCCCACACCUGGAGCCGUCACCACGGCUCUGUGA
Molecule: messenger RNA, 627 nt
Organism: Acomys russatus (golden spiny mouse)
Lineage: Eukaryota; Metazoa; Chordata; Mammalia; Rodentia; Muridae
Product: integral membrane protein GPR180-like
Exons: 4
Coding region: 130-627 (165 amino acids)
Biological process (GO): response to pheromone; G protein-coupled receptor signaling pathway
Source: RefSeq, a predicted model, not a curated record